AUGGCUGCGAACGGCGCUCCAACAUCGUACACGCCGAGCCAUGUCCUCCAGGCCGUGGUCGCCAUGCGCGGCGCUGAUCGGGAAGCGAAGAAGCAGGCACAUGAGUACCUCGAGCGCUUCCAGAAAUCGAAAGACGCAUGGACACUUGUGAUCGGAAUCCUGCAGUCCGAGGCCGAUGCGGAGGCCAAGCUGUUUGCUGCAACCACACUACGGGGGAAGCUCACAUACGAUUUAUCGACCGACAUUCCCGACUCGGAGCUUCUCGCGCUCAGGGACCAACUCCUGCUCCUACUGAAGCAUUAUGCGGCCGGUAUGCGCCCGAUCAGGGUGCAGCUCUGCGUAUGCUUGGCUGUCCUGGCUAUACACAUGAAGGAAUGGAAGGACGUCCUUCCUGUUGUCGUUUCGGCACUUCAGGGCCCCGAGAGUCAUGCCGCCGUCCUUGACUUCUUGCGCGUUCUUCCCGAGGAAGUGACCGAAGGCCGCAAAAUCACUCUUUCAGAAGAAGAGCUAUCUCAGAGGACCAAGGAGCUCCUCAGCGAUAAUGCAGACCAGGUGGUGCAGCUACUCGUUAAUUACGCGCAAGCGUCGGCUAAACCUGCCGACGACCCCUUGCUCAUGGAAUGCAUUACGUCUUGGCUGCGUGAAGUGCCCGUGAGCACGAUUGUGGGAUCGCCACUUUGUGAUGUUGUUUUCGCUGGCGUAAUUGGUGACUCGGCAUUCAGGGAGGCCGCCGAGACGGUGUGCACGAUUCUGAAAGAAACCAGGGAGGUGGAUGAUAAUCAGGACAUCAUUCAGGUUCUCUUGCCAAGGAUUCUGCGACUCCGAUCCGGACUCGACAAGGUUAUCGCCGAAGAAGACACAGAAGCCUACCAAGCACUAACCAAGGUUUUUGCCUCGGCGGCCGAGGCCUGGGUGGUGGCAGUUGUACGGGAGCCCGGCCACUUUGGGCCCCUCGUCGACGUGGUUCUCGAGUGCGCGAUGCGGGAUGAGAAUCGCGACGUGAUCGAACACACCUUCGACUUCUGGUAUGAGCUCAAGCAGUACCUCGUCAUCGAGAGGUACAUGGAGGCGAGGGUCCAGUUCGUGGACGUCUACUCGAGGCUGGUGAAUGCUCUAUUCAAGCACCUUCAGUAUCCGAAGAGCUCCUCGGGCGACGAAAACGAUCUUUUCGAGGGUGACCGCGAAGCAGAGGAGAGGUUCCGAGAGUUCAGACACCGGAUGGGUGACACGCUCAAGGACGCCUGCGCCGUCAUGGGCGUCACAGACUGCCUAAGCAAGGUCCUGGCGACAAUCAACAAGUGGUCGGCGGAGAGGAGUACGGCCACGAGCCACCCAGGGGUCGUGCCGCAUUGGCAGGAGCUCGAGGCCCCCCUGUUCGCCAUGAGAGCCAUGGGUCAGAUGGUGCCCCCGGACGAGAGCAUCGUCUUGCCGCAGCUGAUGCCCCUGCUUGUGGCCAUACCGAAUCACGAGAAGCUCCGGUUCGCCACCAUCAUGGUCCUGGGCCGGUACACCGAAUGGACGGCAGCUCACCGCGAGUACCUCGAGCCGCAGUUCAACUACAUCGUCUCGGCCUUCCAGACUGACUCUAAGGAAGUUAUCCGCGCGGCGGCCAUGGCCAUCAAGUAUUUCUGCACCGACUGCAAGGAGCUCCUGAGCGGUCAGGUCUUGCAGUUGCAAACCUUUUACGACCAGAUCCUCGAUAAGCUCCCGGACCUGAGUCAGGAGGAGAUUACCGAGGGCGUGGCGAGUGUCGUGGCGGCUCAGCCCCCAACCGAACUUUACAAGCUCCUCAAGCUUUACUGCGAUCCCCUCGUGCAGAGGCUAAUGAAUAAGGCCAACAAUGCCUCGGACGAUGACGGCAAAGUGGCUGUCGCUGAUCAUGUCCAAUUGAUCACAAUAUUCGUCCAGACAGUCAAACCGUACUCGGCGCCUGGCACGGAGAACCCGGCUGUGAAGUACUGGCAAGAAGUGUUCCCGGUGCUCGCCACGAUUGUGGAGAACUUCCUCGACUUUGUGCCCAUCUGCGAGCGCAUCUGCCGUUGUUGGCGGUACAUGAUCAUCUCCAACAGGACAGCCAUGACACCUCUCCUCCCCGAGCUUGCCAACAAGCUGGCGAGCGGGUUUGCGGCAUCGAGGCAAGGCGCGUUUCUCUGGGUCACGGCGGCGAUUCUGAGGGAGUUCUCGGAAGACCGCGAGCACGUGGACCAGUCCAUCACGCAGAGCAUAUAUGCCUUCUUCGAAGCGCAGGCGACGACGUUCUUGCGGGUCCUGAACGAAAUCCAGCCAAGCGAGCUGCCGGAUGUCAUCGAGGACUUCUUCCGCCUCCUCAUCGACGCUCUGCUUUACUACCCGCACCGGCUCGUGCCGUCGGAGCUUCUGGGGCCCAUAUUCGAGGCGUCCAUCUACGCGCUGACGCUCGAGCAACGGGACCCCUUGUCGGCCACGCUCCACUUCCUCCGGGACCUCCUCACGUACGGGGGGGAUAACCCGGCGACGUCAGACGCGCUGCCGGCGGACGUGGCGGCGCAGAUCCGGACGAUCAUCAGGGCGCUGCUCGCCAGCCACGGCGAGAAGCUGGUGAAACAGGUCAUGGCCGGCAUGAUGAUCACGUUCCCCCGGGACUGCUUUGCGGACGGUAGUGGCGUGCUGCUGGCGAUGUUCGAGCUGCUCCCGACGGAGACGACGGCGUGGGUGGAGCGGACGCUGCAGCUCCUCCCGCAGGGCACGGUCAGCCCGGCGGAGGCGAACCGGCUGAUGACGAAAAUUAAGGAGCGCAUCGGGGCCGACCCCGGCAGCAUGCGGCAGGUGAGGGCGCUGCUCCAGGACUUUACGAACACGUAUCGACGACGGUAUGUGGCUCCUCGUGACGGGCUUGGUCAGCUCGAGGCGGACCGCUUCCGCUUCAACCGCUAA
This is a messenger RNA of Sodiomyces alkalinus F11, 2913 nucleotides long. Its product is annotated as karyopherin. Gene Ontology annotation, molecular function: small GTPase binding. Gene Ontology annotation, cellular component: nuclear membrane; cytoplasm. The transcript has 6 exons. NCBI's taxonomy places the organism in Eukaryota, Fungi, Ascomycota, Sordariomycetes, Glomerellales, Plectosphaerellaceae. Gene Ontology annotation, biological process: protein import into nucleus. The coding region runs from base 1 to 2913 and encodes 970 amino acids. The record is from RefSeq and is a predicted model, not a curated record.